Messenger RNA from Pseudoliparis swirei, 1958 nucleotides. RefSeq names its product teratocarcinoma-derived growth factor 1 (gene tdgf1). NCBI's taxonomy places the organism in Eukaryota, Metazoa, Chordata, Actinopteri, Perciformes, Liparidae. The transcript is spliced from 6 exons. The coding region runs from base 801 to 1355 and encodes 184 amino acids. The record is from RefSeq and is a predicted model, not a curated record.
UAAUCCUGUGAGUCAAGAUGUUUAUUUAUAGUCACGUGACGUCAGGAGCAGGUUAUUUAUCUGUUAUUUAACUUCUUAAACUUUAGGACACAAGUCAAAGUUUACAAAUAUAUCACACAAUUAUAAAAUAUGAAAAGUAAAUAAAAUGAAUUAAAUACAACAUAAAGUAUCUAACCUCCCCAACAAACAAACAAACAAACAAACAUAACAUCAACAAGGCUUUUUAAGUGACAUCAUUAUUUUAAAUAAAUGAUGAAUCAUUUUAUUUUAUUUUGGCUAAAAUAAAAUAAAAUAAAAAUAAAAUCUUCCGGCUGCUUAUUAAUGUUAAUGUUAUUAAUAUUGAUUUAUUAUUAUUCAUACUCCAGGGUCCUGGUGUUGAUUCCACCUGGACACGUCAGACAGGAAGCGGGGAGCCACCAAGAGUGGGCGGGGCUUCCGGACCCCCCCCCCCCCUGAAUGAGAGUCACCUGCAGACCAGAAGAAACCAAACCAACAGCCGCGGACCCGACACACGCGAGUCUGCAGGGAGUGGAGCGAGCACCCAGGACCAGGACCAGGACCAGGACCAGGACCAGGACCAGGACCAGGACCAGGACCAGGACCCAGAGCGUAGUGAGCACACAGGACCAGGACCAGGACCGGAGCGCAGUGAGCACACAGGACCAGGACCCAGAACCUGAGCACCCAUUACCCAUAAACCAGGACCAGGACCGGAACGAGCCCCAGGACCAGGUUCUCCCCGGCUCAAGGGUUUCAGCUGUUUCCGAGCUGAACCCGCAGGAGGCUCCCGGUCCGGAACCAUGAGGUGGACCCAGCUGAUCAGGAUGCUCCUGAGCGCGGCCACGGGCCUCCACUCCGCCGCAGGCUGUGAAGGAGACGACUGCAGCUUAGGCCAGACCUCCUCCUCCUCCUCCUCCUCCUCCUCCCAGGACUUCCUGGGCCAGUUGACCCAGGUGAGCUCUCCAAACAGUGGGGACCGUAAACACCGCGACGCCGGCGCCGCGCUGCCCUUCAUCGGCCUCACGGGCAGUGCCGAUCAGAGUCGCAGCUGCUGUCAGAACGGAGGAACCUGCAUCCUGGGGAGCUUCUGCGCCUGCAUGCCGUUCUUCACCGGGAGGAGCUGCGAGUACGACCAGCGCGUCAGGAGCUGUGGCCCCGUCCCUCACGGUGAGUGGGUCCAGAAGGGAUGCUCCUACUGUCGCUGUGGCUACGGAGUCCUGCACUGCUUCCCCGACGUCUUCCACAAGGACUGCGACGCCUCCGAGGAGGUUCUGUGGUACCGCUCGUCAGCGGGGUGGCCCGGCCGGCCCGGGGGCCUCCUGGUUCUGGUUCUCCUCCUGCCCCUCCUCCUCUGAUGGGCUGACCCACAGAAGGAUUCUGGAGACCUCCACCAGGACUCAUGUGGACCACUGGGCUGUGGACCGGUUUCAGACUCUGGACUGAGUGUUAGGGGGUCCUCUGCGAUGUUUUAGUUUAGGGGGCCCUCGUAGUCCUGGUUUAGGGGGUCCUCCCACUGGACUGAGCUGUUGGUGUCUCAGCUCACCUGAGAGGAGCCCUGAUGUGGUUCUGGUCUCUUGAGGACCGACGUGGUCUUGAACCGCGUCACUGGACCAACUCUACCUGAAGGUCCGGUUGAUCCAGUCGUCACGACGCCGGCUCCUGGUGGUGUGUGUGUGUGUUUAUGCAGUGUGUGUGUGUGUGUGUGUUUAUGCAGAGUGUGUGUGUGUGUGUGUUUAUGCAGAGUGUGUGUGUGUUGUUCUCCUUUUUCUUUUUCUUUGUCAGGACAUUUUCUUAUUUUAACUUUAGUUUCUGUGACCUCUGACAUCUGACCUGUGACCUGCGUAGUGUUGCAUCACAUGUUGAUGUCUUUAUCAAACUGUUGAACUCAAAGUCGUCAAACUAACGUGGGAGAAACUUCAGAGAGGUUUUAAUGUUUUAAUAAACUGGUUUUGAUCACA